This is a messenger RNA of Miscanthus lutarioriparius, 1167 nucleotides long. NCBI's taxonomy places the organism in Eukaryota, Viridiplantae, Streptophyta, Magnoliopsida, Poales, Poaceae. The record is from the annotation of a GenBank genome assembly.
AUGGCAUCUGCUACUCUCCUCAAGUCGUCUUUCCUUCCCAAGAAGGCUGAAUGGGGUGCCACGCGCCAGGCUGCCGCUACCAAGCCGGUGACUGUCAACAUGGUUGUCCGUGCUAGCGCCUAUGCUGAUGAGCUUGUCAAAACCGCGAAAACCAUCGCAUCACCAGGAAGGGGUAUCCUUGCCAUGGAUGAGUCAAACGCUACCUGCGGCAAGAGGCUUGACUCCAUUGGCCUUGAGAACACUGAGGCCAACCGCCAGGCUUACAGGACCCUCCUUGUCAGUGCCCCAGGCCUGGGACAGUACAUCUCUGGUGCUAUCCUCUUCGAGGAGACCCUCUACCAGUCAACUGUUGAUGGCAAGAAGAUUGUUGACGUCCUUAAUGAGCAGGGAAUCGUGCCUGGUAUCAAGGUUGACAAGGGUCUUGUGCCACUUGCUGGCUCCAACAACGAGUCGUGGUGCCAAGGUCUUGAUGGCCUUGCUUCACGUGAAGCAGCCUACUACCAGGCUGGUGCCCGCUUCGCCAAGUGGCGCACUGUUGUCAGCAUCCCCAACGGUCCAUCUGAACUUGCCGUGAAGGAAGCUGCCUGGGGCCUUGCCCGCUAUGCCGCCAUUUCACAGGAAAAUGGUCUGGUGCCAAUUGUGGAGCCCGAAAUCCUUCUUGAUGGUGAGCACUGCAUCAAGAGGACCUUCGAGGUCGCACAGAAGGUGUGGGCAGAGACCUUCUACUACAUGUCUGAGAACAAUGUGAUGUUUGAGGGCAUCCUGCUCAAGCCCAGCAUGAUCACCCCUGGUGCUGAGUGCGAGGAGAGGGCCACCCCUGAGCAAGUAGCCGAGUACACCCUCAAGCUCCUCCACAGAAGGAUCCCUCCUGCCGUUCCUGGCAUCAUGUUCCUGUCUGGUGGGCAGUCUGAGGUUGAGGCGACCCAGAACCUGAACGCCAUGAACCAGAGCCCCAACCCGUGGCAUGUGUCCUUCUCCUAUGCUAGGGCGCUGCAGAACACCUGCCUCAAGACAUGGGGCGGCAGGCCCGAGAACGUGAAGGCAGCACAGGACGCCCUGCUGCUGCGUGCCAAGGCCAACUCCCUGGCGCAGCUUGGCAAGUACACCAGCGAUGGUGAGGCCGCUGCGGCCAAGGAGGGCAUGUUCGUCAAGAACUACAGCUACUAA